This is a messenger RNA of Syngnathus acus (greater pipefish), 1867 nucleotides long. It is a transcript of the gene urad, whose product is annotated as ureidoimidazoline (2-oxo-4-hydroxy-4-carboxy-5-) decarboxylase. The transcript has 8 exons. Gene Ontology annotation, molecular function: carboxy-lyase activity. The coding region runs from base 253 to 1635 and encodes 460 amino acids. The record is from RefSeq and is a predicted model, not a curated record. Gene Ontology annotation, biological process: allantoin metabolic process. NCBI's taxonomy places the organism in Eukaryota, Metazoa, Chordata, Actinopteri, Syngnathiformes, Syngnathidae.
UUGGACGACCGCCAUUAGCUCGUGCAGUAGUUUCGUCGUUAUCAACAGUUGCGUUCUGAUCACACGCCUAAUCGUUUUUUAAACCGGACUUACCGAUAUAUCAACACACCCUCAAAGAUCAUAUUUUAUACGUACUACCAAGACAAUUUUGAGCCUAGACGUGCAUACGUAGCCAUCGCUAUUUGCGUAUAAUCACGCGUCGGCUUCGUCGCCAUUUUGAAUGUGGCGAAGUCGAGAGGCUCCGAGAACAAGAUGCCCCAUUCGUGUUCUUCCUUGACUUGUUCCAACCGUUUUACAGCCGAAGCCAGAGCUCGUGGGAUUAGCUUUCACAGAUUCCCCAAAGACAAAGUCCUUCGAAAAAAAUGGGAAAAAGCUGUCAGAAGAGGAGGAUUCAAUUCCAAUUCGUCCACCAUGCUAUGCAGUGAGCACUUCAGGCCACAGGACUUUGACAGAACAGGUCAGACAGUCCGGCUCCGAGAAGGAACCGUUCCCGUCUGCUGUUUCAGACCUCCUGAUAAUAAGCCUCCCCGGAUGUCUCAGACCUCCCAGAAGGCGAGGGAGCCGCUGCCAACAAAAAAAGAUCCCCCACCCCAGCCUGAGCCCAAAGUUGUAAUCGUGCCCACUGUUGACCACGCCUAUGCUUCGACACCUGAAGAGCUGAGGGUCAAACUCGGUGAAGCCUUGACUAGGGUGGAGAGUUUGGAAAGAGAGAUUCGGAAUGUCAAGGACAGAGAGAGGAGGGCAAGGAACACCGUGAGUUGCCUGCAGGAGGAUCUCGAGGUGAAGAAAAUCCUGAACGACGAAUUGAAAGAGCGGCUCGAUAUGUACUCAGAUCUUCCAGUUCAUCUCCUGUCGAAACACAGCCACGAAUAUACCAAAGAGCAGCGGGAGUUUGCCGCCACUCUGCAUUCCCACGGCCCAAAGGCGUACGACUACCUGAGAGAGUGUCUCCAUAUCAAUCUCCCCCAUCCGCAUACCUUGCAAAAGUGGUUGAGCUCUGGGCAAACCAAACCCGACCUUAACAGGAUGAUGCCGGACACGCCGAGACCGGACGAUGACACGGCUCAAUAUUUAGACUUUUCAGGCGGCCAAGCAGCCGUUCGGGAGAACAUGAAGCUCUCUCAAGUCAACGAGGUUCCAUACGAGCAGUUCAUAAAGGUUUUUGGCAACGUGGUGGAGAAGUGCCCCAUCGUGGCGGCGGCCGUCUGCUCCCAGCGUCCCUUCGCCGACCUCGAGGCCCUGGAGACGGCCAUCUACGACUUUAUUGACGCUUUGUCUGAAUCGGGCAAAGAGGGAAUCCUCAGGUGCCACCCAGACCUCGCCGGCCAGGACCUCCAGGCCGGCACCUUGACCCAAGAGUCCAUGAGCGAGCAGGCGACCGUGGGCUUCGACGCGCUGGGCGCAGACGAGGCCGACAGCAUGUCUUGCUUGAACGAAGAGUACAAAGAGCGCUUCGGCUUCCCGUUCGUCAUCUGCACCCGCAUGAGGGACAAGGCCAGUAUUUUCCAGGAGAUGCGCAGUCGCAUUGCAAACGGGUGCACAGAGGAGAGAGAGCGCAGCAUCCAGGAGGUCAAGAACAUAUGUUCUCUGCGUCUUCGGGACCUUGUCCACGCUGACGCCACAGCCCAGUUUUAAAUGGCACAUAACAUGUAACCUGAAAUGCUGGUUUUAAUUUGACAUAGUAUUGCAAAAAGUACACGUCGGGGCUGCUUGAUUAUGAAAACAUGUCAAUCAUAAUUAUUUUGGUAAUUGAAAUUAUGACUAUUCAAACAAUCAUUUAUUUUUUGGUACAACUUUUACGAUUAUGCCAAUUUUGCAACAAACAAACAAAAAAAACCUGAACUGACAUGGAGUGAGUAUUCAUGUA